AUGGUUACAAGCGCUCAUCCAUCAAGGAACAAUAGCAACGGGGAAAACAAUGGAGGGUUAACUUUGCGAAAUUUUAAGUGGGUACUAAUUUUGUUGGAAAUUCCAAUAUUGAAAUAUAGCGUGAUUCAACAAAAUCAUAACAAAACUACAUCCAACCACGCUAUCAAUAAGUAUGGAAAGUACAAUACUCCACAGAUUAGAGCGCUCUCUUAUGAGAUACUAAAAAGAUGCAUCGGAUAUUUAUCCUGUGUACCACCAUACGUAGCUAAAGAACUAAUUUAUAAUUUGCAAUGUUGGGAUGAUCAAAAGUUUAAUAAUAGAAUAGACUUGAUCAAUUUGUAUAUCACUUUCCAUGCCAAUAGAAUAAUAUAUCAUGCUUUGCCACACAAUUUCACGACUACCCCUAACAAAGCAACUUUGAAUGCUAGUGACAAACUACACAGUCCUACUUUACAAGAGUUUGAAGAAGGAAAUGGUGAGACUAGUAACAAAGAUGCUUCAAGUGCAAGCGGAGAAGCGGCAAAUGAAAAUGUCUUAACACAAGCGUUUAACAGUUUUUGGUGUGGGCUUGGUAAUUCUAAUAAUAACAUUAAUACUAAUGGUAAAAGUAAUGCUAACAUUCCCAAACAUUUCAAACUCUCGUUGGCUAAGUAUGGGUUUGACUGGCAUCUUCAGACGGCAGCUCAAUUGUUGAUAUAUUUUUUUGGAGCUAAUCAAAGAACUAAAAAAUGCUUUGUUUCUCACUUUUAUAAUACAUUAUUGGACUUUAUUGAUUAUAAAAAGGAUUUCGAAACAUGGAAAAAGUUAAAAAAAAUUGAAAUAAAACAUCACAGACAUAAUAACAGUAACGCCAGCAGCAAUUUAACUGUAUUUGAUAGCGAAUAUAGGCCAAGAUUGACGUUAUGCCAAUACCCAUUUUUAUUGUCAUUGGGCAUUAAAGUAUUAAUGAUGGAAUAUGAAGCCAAAAAGGUAAUGGAGCAAAAAGCUGAGGAAGCGUUUUUAAACGCAAUAGGAAGUAACAAGAUUGUUGAUGUAUAUUUUAGAAUCAAAAUCCGCAGAGAUCAUAUCACGCAGGAUUCCUUGAGAUGCAUUUCAUCAAAUAACAAUAAUCACAAUUUGCAUAAAUCAUUGAAGGUUGAAUUCAUUGACGAACCUGGUUUAGACGCUGGCGGCUUGAAAAAGGAAUGGUUUUUAUUAUUAACAAGCAAAUUAUUUAACCCGACAAAUGGGUUGUUUGUAAAUAUUGAUGAAAGCAAUUUGUUUUGGUUUUCGAUUGGAAAUCCUAAUGGCGCUGGCGCAACUCGCACAAACAGAAACAACAACGAAUUGUACUAUUUGUUUGGGGUUGUUUUAGGAUUGGCAAUAUUUAAUAGUACAAUAUUGGAUUUAAAUUUCCCCCUGGCACUAUACAAAAAAUUGUGUGGUGAAAAAUUAACUAUGCAGGAUUACAUAGAAUUGUAUCCAGAAUCGGGUAAAAACUUGAUGAAGUUAUUUAAUUACAAUAAAGUUGAUUUUACAAGUGUUUUCGAUUUAUAUUUUGAAACAUGCUAUCAAGAUUGUUUUGGUACGAAGCAUACUGUUGAAUUACGACCAAACGGGAGUAAGAUACCGGUAACUAACGAAAAUAAAGCGGACUUUGUCUAUCUAUGGAUGGAUUUUUAUCUAAACAAAAGUAUUUUGGAUAAAUUCAACAGUUUUACAACUGGUUUCAUAAAAGUGGUUAACGGAGAUUCUUUCAAAUUAUUCAGUAGUGAAGAAUUGGAACAGUUAUGCUGUGGCAGCACUUCUAAUGGUAUGAAUUCUGGGAAAAUAGAUAUUGAAUCAUUGAAAACAAUAACAAAAUAUGCCGGCUCUUUUUCGUCUAUAACAGGUAGGAAUCAUAAAUGGGAUGGCAAUACACUUGUAAUACAGUGGUUUUGGGAAAUUUUCAAAGAUAUGACCUAUGAUGAACAAAAGAAAUUAUUACAAUUUGUUACGGGUAGCCAUAGAUUACCAGCCACUGGUGCAUCUUCGAUGAUAUUUCGGAUAACCAGGUUGGGACCCGAUAGUGAACAUUUGCCCUUGGCACACACAUGCUUUAACGAAUUAUGCUUGUAUGAAUAUAAGACUAAAGAGAAAUUAAAAAAAAAAAUAUUAUUUGCAAUACAAGAGACCGAGGGGUAUGGAUUCCGGUAG
This is a messenger RNA of Saccharomycodes ludwigii, 2175 nucleotides long. It is a transcript of the gene HUL4, whose product is annotated as putative E3 ubiquitin-protein ligase HUL4. Gene Ontology annotation, molecular function: ubiquitin protein ligase activity. NCBI's taxonomy places the organism in Eukaryota, Fungi, Ascomycota, Saccharomycetes, Saccharomycodales, Saccharomycodaceae. Gene Ontology annotation, biological process: protein polyubiquitination. The transcript has a single exon. The coding region runs from base 1 to 2175 and encodes 724 amino acids. The record is from RefSeq and is a predicted model, not a curated record.